Cervus elaphus (red deer) is the source of this 3199-nucleotide messenger RNA. It is a transcript of the gene MAN2B1, whose product is annotated as mannosidase alpha class 2B member 1. The record is from RefSeq and is a predicted model, not a curated record. Lineage: Eukaryota; Metazoa; Chordata; Mammalia; Artiodactyla; Cervidae. Bases 66 to 3065 code for a protein of 999 amino acids. Gene Ontology annotation, cellular component: lysosome. Gene Ontology annotation, molecular function: alpha-mannosidase activity; carbohydrate binding. The transcript is spliced from 24 exons. Gene Ontology annotation, biological process: mannose metabolic process.
GGCCUCAGCCUGGCCGGGGAACCCCGGGAGGCUGAGGCGGUGGCGGCGGCGGCGAGUGCAGAGCUAUGGUUGGUGACGCGCGGCCUUCAAGGGUUCGCGCUGGCGGCUGCCGGGGCGGGGUAGGAUCCCGGACGAGCUCCCGCGCGCUGCGGCCACCGCUCCCGCCUCUCUCUUUCCUCUUUGUGUUGUUCCUAGCGGCGCCCUGCGCUUGGGCGGCGGGAUACAAGACAUGCCCGAAGGUGAAGCCAGACAUGCUGAAUGUACACCUGGUGCCUCACACACAUGAUGAUGUGGGCUGGCUCAAGACGGUGGACCAGUACUUCUAUGGCAUCUACAAUGACAUCCAGCCGGCGGGCGUACAGUACAUCCUGGACUCUGUCAUCUCUUCCUUGCUGGCGGAUCCUACCCGCCGCUUCAUCUAUGUGGAAAUCGCCUUCUUCUCCCGUUGGUGGCACCAGCAGACAAAUGAAACACAGAAAGUCGUGCGGGACCUGGUGCGCCAGGGACGCCUAGAGUUUGCCAACGGUGGCUGGGUGAUGAACGAUGAGGCGGCCACCCACUAUGGAGCGAUCAUCGACCAGAUGACACUUGGGCUGCGCUUCCUGGAGGAGACGUUCGGCAGCGACGGGCGCCCCCGUGUGGCCUGGCACAUCGACCCAUUCGGCCACUCUCGGGAGCAAGCCUCACUGUUCGCGCAGAUGGGUUUUGACGGCUUCUUCUUUGGACGCCUGGAUUAUCAAGACAAGAGGGUGCGGAAAGAGGCACUGCAGAUGGAGCAGGUGUGGCGGGCCAGCGCCAGCCUGAAGCCUCCCACCGCCGACCUCUUCACCAGUGUGCUCCCCAACAUGUACAACCCGCCAGAAGGUCUGUGCUGGGACAUGCUGUGUGCCGACAAGCCCUUUGUAGAGGACAUGCGCAGCCCGGAGUACAACGCGAAGGAGCUGGUCGAUUACUUUCUGAAGUUGGCCGCUGACCAGGGUAAGCUCUACCGCAGCAAACACACGGUGAUGACCAUGGGCUCAGACUUCCAGUAUGAGAACGCCAACUCGUGGUUUAAAAAUCUUGACAAGCUUAUCCAGUUGGUCAAUGCCCAGCAACAGGCCAACGGGAGCCGCGUCAAUGUUCUCUACUCCACUCCGGCCUGUUACCUCUGGGAGCUGAACAAGGCCAACCUCAGCUGGUCAGUGAAAAAGGAUGACUUCUUCCCCUACGCUGAUGGCCCCCACAUGUUCUGGACCGGUUACUUUUCCAGCCGGCCUGCCCUCAAACGCUACGAGCGCCUCAGCUACAAUUUCCUGCAGGUGUGCAACCAGCUGGAGGCGCUGGCGGGUCCGGCAGCCAACGUGGGACCCUAUGGCUCCGGGGACAGUGCACCCCUCAAUGAGGCGAUGGCGGUGCUCCAGCACCACGAUGCAGUCAGUGGUACCUCCCGGCAGCACGUGGCUGACGACUACGCCCGCCAGCUUUCGGAAGGCUGGAGGCCUUGCGAGAUUCUCAUGAGCAAUGCGCUGGCGCAUCUCAGCGGCUCCAAGGAGGACUUCGCCUUUUGUCGCAAGCUCAACAUCAGCAUUUGUCCGCUCACCCAGACAGCAGAGAGAUUCCAGGUGAUCGUUUAUAACCCCCUGGGGCGGAAAGUGGACAGGAUGGUGCGGCUGCCUGUCAGCAAACACGUUUACCUCGUGAGGGACCCCGGUGGCAAAACUGUGCCCAGCGAUGUGGUGACGAUUCCCAGCUCAGACAGUCAGGAGCUGCUUUUCUCAGCCUUAGUGCCUGCCCUGGGCUUCAGCAUCUACUCGGUAUCCCGGAUGCCUAACCAAAGCCCCCAGAAAUCCUGGUCCCGUGUCUUGGUCAUCCAGAAUGAGUACCUCCGGGCUAGGUUUGACCCUAACACAGGGCUCUUGAUGGAGUUGGAGAACCUGGAGCAGAAUCUCGUGCUGCCUGUUCGCCAAGCCUUCUACUGGUACAAUGCCAGUACAGGUAACAACCUAAGCUCCCAGGCCUCUGGUGCCUACAUCUUCAGACCCAACCAGAAGAACCCACUGUUCGUGAGCCACUGGGCUAAGACCCAUGUUGUGAAGGCAUCCUUGGUGCAGGAAGUACACCAGAACUUCUCAGCCUGGUGUUCCCAGGUGGUUCGCCUGUAUCCCAGACAGCGGCACCUGGAGCUGGAGUGGACAGUGGGGCCAAUACCUGUGGGAGACGGCUGGGGGAAGGAGGUCAUCAGUCGCUUUGACACUCCACUGGCGACAGGCGGACUCUUCUACACUGACAGCAAUGGCCGGGAGAUCCUGGAGAGGAGGCGGGAUUAUAGACCUACCUGGAAGCUGAACCAGACGGAACCCGUGGCUGGAAAUUACUAUCCAGUCAACAGCCGCAUUUACAUCACGGAUGGGAACAUGCAGCUGACUGUGCUGACUGACCGAUCCCAGGGGGGCAGUAGCCUGAGAGAUGGUUCCUUGGAACUCAUGGUGCACCGAAGGCUGCUGAGAGACGAUGCCCGCGGAGUUGGGGAGCCGCUGACCAAGGAGGGGUCGGGGCUCUGGGUGCGAGGACGUCACCUCGUGCUGUUGGAUAAGACGGGGAUUGCGGCCGCCAGGCACCGGUUACAGGCGGAGAUGGAGGUCCUGGCCCCGCAGGUGGUGCUGGCGCGAGGUGGCGGCGCGCGGUAUCGCCUCGAGGUAGCCCCACGCACGCAGUUCUCAGGGCUCCGCCGCGAGCUGCCACCUUCCGUACAUCUGCUCACAUUGGCCCGCUGGGGCCCGGAGACGCUGCUGCUGCGCUUGGAGCACCAGUUCGCCGUAGGGGAGGACUCGGGCCGCAACAUGAGCUCCCCGGUGACCCUGGACUUGACGAACUUGUUCUCCGCCUUCACCAUCACCCACCUGCGGGAGACCACGCUGGCGGCCAACCAGCUCCUGGCCUACGCCUCCAGGCUCCAGUGGACAACGGACACGGGCCCCACACCCCAUCCUUCUCCUUCCCGUCUGGUCUCCGCCACCAUCACGCUACAUCCCAUGGAAAUUCGUACCUUCUUGGCUUCGGUCCGAUGGGAGGAGGACGGCUAGACCCACUGGAUACAAGAUUCCCCGCUCCGAGCCUGAGUUCUCUCUCCUCCGGGGGCGGGGCCAACUCUCCCCCUCCUCUUGUUGCCGUUGCUACCACCAAUGAAAGCCUUUAAAAUGUCACUACCAAGACUCAA